This is a messenger RNA of Tricharina praecox, 2733 nucleotides long. RefSeq lists its product as uncharacterized. Gene Ontology annotation, molecular function: FAD binding; oxidoreductase activity. The transcript is spliced from 5 exons. Lineage: Eukaryota; Fungi; Ascomycota; Pezizomycetes; Pezizales; Pyronemataceae. The record is from RefSeq and is a predicted model, not a curated record. The coding region runs from base 1 to 2733 and encodes 910 amino acids.
AUGAAGCUCUCUGCAUUAUUACUUCUUACAGCGCUGCAGCUAGCAGUUGUACCUUCGCCAAUUGGAGCAGCUCCCAGCGAUUGCAAAGCCAUCUCCACCGACUCGACAUGGCCUACUGUCUCGGUUUGGACUGCUGCUCUUCCCGGUAUCGAGGCCAAGCAUGUGGAGGAUGUCGGGCGGCCGGACUACUUCUACACGGCGACAAAUGCGACAGGCGUUCAGGCUGCAGUCAAGUUUGCUGCCGCGAACAACCUGCGAUUGGUAGUCGUCAACAGUGGACAUGAUUUCCUGGGAAGGAAUGAUGCCCCCUCGGGAUUGAGCCUUGAUAUUAGCAAGUUGACUGGUGUAAAUGUUCUUACAUCUUUCACUCCCGGAACCACCGGUGCCACUAGCCCCAGCCCAUCUGCUGCCGCCAACGUGGUUAAGCCUGUCGCUGGCCAGCAGGCAGCUGUUACUUUCGGUGCCGGAGUGAGUACGCAGGCCUUAAACGACGCCAUUGCCGCUUCUGGACUCUUCACGCUUGGUGCUGCUCACGGUAGUGUCAAGACCGCCGGAGGAUGGGGACAGGCUGGUGGUCAUGCACCACUCUCUAGCAAGUAUGGUCUCGGCGUGGACCAGGUUUUGGAGUACAAGGUCGUCACCGCGGACGGCAAACUGGUCAUCGCCAACUCCAAGACGAAUACCGAUCUUUUCUGGGCCCUGAGGGGAGGAGGAGGAUCCACAUUCGGUGUGGUCGUCGAAGCCACCGUGAAGGCGUACCCAUCACCCACGGUCACUGUGACGAACUGGUGGAUCAAUGCCACCGAUGCCGCAAACCCCGGCCAGGGAUUCUGGGACGCCGCCGCCUACCUUCACAGCCAGUUCCCAGCGCUCAAUGCCAAGGGCGUCCAGGGGUACUACUAUGUCUACCCAGCCGCCAUGAAGGGUAUCUUUCUCACCGCCGACACUGACGCCGGAGAGGCCAUCUCCAAGGCUCUCUGGGACCCUGUCCUUACGAAGCUCGGAUCGUACUCCGGUAUGUUCAAUGCUACCAUCAAAUUUAACGACUACGCCAACUACAAGGCGUACUUUGAUGCCCGCUUUGGGGCCGAGCAUGACGAUGGCGGACAUGAGCACAAGAGGUGGUUGGAGAAGAGACACGGCGAUAUGACCGAGCCCAUGGGAAUCACCCCCAUGGAUAGCCGUCUCCUGGGACAAACCGCCCUACAGAGCACCGGCUUGGCUGCCGCCCUCAAGGCUGCCAUGCCCCAGGUUCCCGAUGGACAGCUCCGUGGUCAUCUUGUCGGUGGUGGAAAGGUUAUGACGUCGACCGAGGACACUUCCGUCCUUCCCGCGUGGCGAAAGGCCUACGUCCAUCUCAUCGGAACCGGUGUUGGACUCGUCAAGACCGACUCCCUCAGGACCUUGGCUCCCGACAUGGGUGCAUACGUCAACGAGGCGUCCUCCACCAACCCCAACUGGAAGACCGACUUCUGGGGGACCAACUACGCAAAGCUCUCGACGAUCAAGACCAAGUACGAUCCCACGGGCGUCUUCUGGGCCACUCCCGGGAUCAACGCGGACCAAUGGGCCGUCAAGGACGGCCGUCUCUGCAAGUCCACAACGUCUUCCGAUGCCGUGGCUCCCGCCAACGACAACAAGAACUACGCCACGCGCGGCUCCUCCAACGAGGACAUCCUGUCCGCCUUCCCCGGAACCUCAACCGCCCCCGGCCAUGACCACGGUGAUGAGGGCGAGAACUGCGAGGAGGAUCCGCACUCUGGACACGACGAGAUCCCCGCGGGUUUCAUCCAGGAGCCCGACCUCGACUAUCGGCAGACGCCUACCACUCCCGGCGCCACCUUCACCAAGACCCGCCAUGGCCCCUAUAACAUGGACGCCAUGGGCAUGAUCGCGAACCGCCCCAUCAUCAGCCCGCAGAAGCCGUGCAGCAAUUGCUACGUCGUUGCGCUCCAGGCCGGACUCGAGUACGCCGAUGGCACCCCUGCGAACGUCGAUACCGGCGCGUGGCUCCAUCAUAUGGUCCUCGUCAACGCCGGCACCGGAAAGUAUGAUCUCGUCUGUGGACGUCCGUCCCCGAAGCGUCUGUAUGCCGCCGGUAACGAGCGCACCACGUCCCGUAUCAACGGCUCGGGCAAGUACGGAUUGGCCAUCGCUUCUUCGGAUAGGCUCAUGAUGAUCAUGGAGUUGAUGAACGAGUCUAACGUCGCAAUGACCGUGUACCUGACCAUGACCUACGAGUGGAUCCCGAUGUCCACAUCCGGCUACAAAGAAGCGCACACGGCCUGGCUCGACGUCGGCAACUGCGGGGGCUCCGACGUGCCAGCAAAGGAGGGCGUAUUCGAGCUCAAGUCCAACGGGUGGCGGUCCACCGUUGCGGGCCGGCUGCUAUUCGCGAGCGGGCACGUGCACGACGGCGGGCACGAGACAGCGAUCUUGCUCAACGGAAAGGAGAUCUGCGUGUCGCGCCAGCUGUACGGGAUGAAGCCCGGCUAUACCGUGCCCGAGGGCGGCCUUCCUGGCGGCAGCGGCCAUGACGACGGCGGACAUGGACAUGAAGCUUCGAAACAUAUCUCGACCUCGGGCAUCUGCAAGGACUAUGGCACUGUUAAUGUUGGUGAUACCUUAACCGUUGUGGCGAGGUAUAAUACUACCAUGCACCCGCUCAUGCCUGGACAUGAUGGUACGCCGCAUCCGAUUAUGGGUAUCUCAAGGACGUACAUCGGACCGUAG